ACAAUGUCCCUGGAGCGAUUCUUGGCUUUGAUAUUUCCAUACAAGUUUCAGUCUUUGCCAAGAGAAGCUCGAAGCAUCGUUAUAAUGAUAUGUAUUUGGGUGGUAUCUGCUUUCCUAUCGUCUGGUCAUCUGAUGGCGGGAAGACCCAGUAAACGAUUUUAUCCGGAUUCGUGGUGUUUCGUGAAUUUUGAGUCCCAGGAUGCAACAGAUCGAGGAUUUUCCUACCUGUAUGUUUCGGUGGGACUUCUUGUACUGAUUACUACCUUUGUAACUAAUAUAAAUAUGCUUGGUCGUCUUUCUGGAACUUUUAAAGGUACACAGAAGUUUGAAUUGCUUGGCAUAGAAAUGGCAACUACUAAUUCAAUCAUUGGAUUUACAUAAUCUUCCGAGAAGAGACAAUCAACUUCGUCCGGGGAUUAUAUAAAAAGCUCACGUGCACCAUUUGCAAUUCAAGAAAAAAUGAACUGGAAUGGCAA
Saccostrea cuccullata (small rock oyster) is the source of this 476-nucleotide messenger RNA. Its product is annotated as prostaglandin E2 receptor EP4 subtype-like. The record is from RefSeq and is a predicted model, not a curated record. Bases 4 to 381 code for a protein of 125 amino acids. Gene Ontology annotation, molecular function: G protein-coupled receptor activity. The transcript is spliced from 2 exons. Gene Ontology annotation, biological process: positive regulation of cytosolic calcium ion concentration; adenylate cyclase-activating G protein-coupled receptor signaling pathway; inflammatory response. Gene Ontology annotation, cellular component: plasma membrane. NCBI's taxonomy places the organism in Eukaryota, Metazoa, Mollusca, Bivalvia, Ostreida, Ostreidae.